Molecule: messenger RNA, 6028 nt
Organism: Mizuhopecten yessoensis (Yesso scallop)
Lineage: Eukaryota; Metazoa; Mollusca; Bivalvia; Pectinida; Pectinidae
Product: transient receptor potential cation channel subfamily M member 7-like
Exons: 32
Coding region: 142-4956 (1604 amino acids)
Biological process (GO): monoatomic cation transmembrane transport
Molecular function (GO): monoatomic cation channel activity
Source: RefSeq, a predicted model, not a curated record
GAUUUCCGGCAAUAACACAACUUCGCAAAUCAGCUGAUGGCAAACCACGGUAUAAUAUUUUUAUGAAGUUGAGGUAUCUGGAGCAGCUUAACAAUAGGGAUGGGAUACUUUUGUUGACCACCAUUGGUGCACACAAUCAGCAUGGCGUCCCAGAGCUCCGACAGCAAUGACAAUCUGGACUAUCCAGAAGUGGCAAUUGACCCAGUGUACGCCACAGUCACUAGUAAUGUGUCGUGGUUCAGCACAGACUCACAGGAUCCCAGCUGGAUUGAAGAUCUUGGAUUCAGCGGAGGGGUCAUCCAGUUUGUGUAUGAUGAGGCUAGUGGUCAAAAGGCCAAUGCAGGUCUGUAUGUUAGCGUCCCUGAAGCUGCUGACGCUGAUGAUGUAGCAACAUACAUGGCCAAAGUAUGGAAGAAGAGAACGCCAAAUAUUAUCCUUUCACUCAUUACCAGCAAUAGGCACUACAAACAUUGGAAAGACCAGGAUUUGGUCCACGACUUCCAGACGGGCAUCAUCCAGGCUGCCAACACUACAGAGAUGUGGAUACUUACCAACGGCUUUGAUGGUGGGAUCACAAAAAUAUUGGGAGACGCUUUCAAGGAAGAGAACCAGCGACGAAAAAUUCAGAGCCUGACCAAAGUGUCAAUGAAGUUUGUAGAUAAUCAAAAGCAAGAGAACCUGCCCAAGUUGACUGUGAUAGGUGUAGUGCCAAAGUGUCUGCUGUCUUAUAACUCAAAGAUUGAUUCUGCAGCAGGGCCAGUGAACAUCCAGAACAAGGGCGAGAAGCCCCUGUCAGACAAACAGGAGCUCAACUCUGACCACACUCACUACAUCAUGCUGGAGGGCGUCACUGACCUCCGUGAGCUGGAGAACUUCAGAAUUAGGUUGGAGGAGCGAUUCCUCACACCAGUAGGCCGGCCAAAACGAUACAGAAAAAUUACCAAUCUCAGCGACUCGGUACUGAACGUUGGCGAGUCUGUACCAGAUGACCUCCAGAUCAUCAGCAGUACUUGUACCCCUAUGGUCGGCCUGCUGGUCCAGGGCGGGCCCCUAGAAAUGGACCACGUGGCUGAACUACUCAAGAGAAAUGUACCUGUCGUGGUCAUGAAGGGCACAGGACUCGCAGCCGACCUCAUUUCCUUUGCUUACCUUGAACUUCAGGAAAGACCCCAUCCGGAACACAUCGAGUCCUACAUCAAACCAGAACUCAUCAAAAAGCUGAUGAAGUACUUCCCGGAGGAAUUCAAAGAGGACGAAAUUGCUCGGAACCGUUGUCGUGAUAAAAUACUUGAGUGUGCCCAAUACGCUCACCAGGGAGAACAAGAGUUUCUGACCAUCCUACCUACAGAUGGGGCUUCCUCGGAUCUCAAGAAUCUUGACAAGUACCUACUGCUGGCUUUGUUUAAGUCCCAGGCACUGAAGCGGGGGAGAAAGUUUCAGGAGCAGUUCCAGUGUGACCUUAAGUUGACCUUGGACUGGAAUAGAUGUGACCUUGCUGUAUCCCAAAUCUUCCAAAAAUAUGACUGGGCAAGGAUCAAGAUAACCCAUGAGCUGUUUGACCGUGCCUUGUUGAAGAAGGGUCGGGAAGAAUUUGUUGACCUCUUUCUUCAAAGGGAUGCCAUUCAAGUCCACAAAUACCUCAACCAUCGCAAGCUACUGUUCUUGUUCAACAAUCUGGAGAAUGAGGAAUUUUUCCUCACUGUCUGCCUGGACGGAGUGUUGGCCAAAGCCUCGUACUCUUCUUAUCCCCUGGACAAGGACUUUAUCAUCGGUGACGAUUGUGAUUUCAACCAGCUGCUGUACCGAGUGACCUUCCUACAGCGACUAGUGUCAUCGUACGAACUCUCAAUGAACUCUGUGGGGUCAUACGUCACAGAUCAGGAGGUGGCAGAAAGGAGGGCAAUUAACACGCUGGUGUUCUGGGCCGCAAUAACCUUCAAUCCAGAACUGACAAAGGUCCUGUGGAAGAGGACAGAAGACCCUAUGGUGAUGGCACUCAUUGUCAGUAUGAUCUGGAACAGCCUCUCCAAGAAUUGGUGCCGUGACCUGGAUACCAAGCGCAAAGUGCGAGAGUCUGCGAUUGACUUUGGUAAGAUGGCAGUCAAACUUCUGGACCUUGCUUAUAAGGAUUCUAGUGUUGUUGCAAUCAACGCCCUCGGCAAAAAGCUUCCCGACUUCAACGACAAGACAGUGAUAGAAAUCGCCCACAUUGCCAGGAAUAAAUUCUUCAUCGCUCACACGAUCUGUCAAAAGUGGUUGGAUAAACGCUGGAAUGGCAAACUUCAGAUCAGAGAACUUGAGAUCGGACCAUUCAAGGUUGCCGACUGGCUGGUGCUGUACCUCAGUGUGUUCCUUGUGUUCCCUAUGUUUCUGUGGAUAACAUACGACGUCAAGAAUGAUUCCAAGGAUGAGUCAAAUCUAGACGACUCGGAUGACGAGAUCCCACUAGAUGAGGGUAUUAUGUUACAGCCAUCCGCUUUACAGGGCGAAAAAUGGAAGCAGAAGCGUCACAGUGUAAAGUACCAGAUGAGGAAGAUGUUUGACUAUGGUCGACAAAACCUCAAAGUCCCGGUAUACAUGCAGUUCUAUUACCUGUAUAGUGCACCCAUAACGAAGUUCUGGGUCAGUCAGCUGUUCUAUAUACUGUAUCUGACAAUCUUCAGUUUGGCUGUUAUGUUUCCCUCCUGUGGGAACCUUCACAUGGAUUUCAUUGUGUUUGGCUGGACACUGUUGAUUUGGGUUGAGUUGGUCCGUGGUGUCCUAGCCAAGAAAAAGAAAUACCUGGAGAUGAACCUGUUCUGGACCAAGAUGGAGAUCGGCCUGAUCGGAAUCUUUCUGAUCCUUUUCUGUCUGGUGAGGAUUGUGCCGCACUUCGUGAGCUUCAUUGACUACAUGACGACAAAGUUUGUGAUGAGUCUCGGCCUACUCUACUUCUACUACAGGACCUUACAGGUGUUCCUUCCCAUCAGUCCGGUCCUUGGUCCGAUGCUCAUCAACAUCCGCAGAAUGAUAAAGAAAGACUUCGUGACGUGGAUGAGGAUGUUCCUGAUCAUCAUGGUGUCCGGCGGUGUAACAAUCCAUGCUGUACUCUACCCGAACUACCCAUUCACGCUGCAUGGGAUCAAGAAGGCACUAACAAGGGCUUUCUUUACAAUGUUUCUCACCCAAAUUGAUGACCUUGAAGGAAACGACUCGUGUUCAGACCAGUACAAAAACACCUCCCUGACUCACUGUAGAGCCAUUUCUCCUGAUAUUUUCUCUAAAAACGCAAGUAGUACAACACGGGAUGAUGUGACAUCACUGGACACCUGUCCGUAUAGCAGCAUGGGUGGUUACCUGGUCGUCAUGCAGUACCUCGUCAUCACUAAGCUGGUCAUGAUUACGCUUCUGUACGCUCUGUUCAGUGCGACCACAGCAAAAGUGAGGGGCGAGUCCGAGGAGAUUUGGAAGUUUCAGAAAUACAGCCUGAUUGUGGACUUUGAGGAGCGGCUUCGCCUUCCCCCUCCCCUCAGUUUCAUUAGCUACCUAUGUAUGAUGGCUGUAGGCUUUUACCACUGUUUUCAUCGCUGCUGCUCACUCUGUUGUCGUAGGCCGCACGGCUGUUGUCGAUGUACUUGUAAAAAGAAGAAAGGACGCACAGAAAAGGACUGUUCUAAGUUGAGGGUGCUGAAGGUGAGGAGGACGGAGGAUUAUAACUACUGGAGGAGUAGUAUAAAGGACCUGAUGGAUAUGGAGGAACAGGAGAAAGCUGACCGGGAACGACCGAAAACCCAGAGCAAAAACAUUGGCGUAGUGAUGGUACAGAUGGAGAAGCAGAAACACUUUAAUGGGAAGUUGACGGAGCAGAUGGCCCGUCUGGAGCGGAGUGUAACCACCUGUAAUCUAGCCCUGGAACAGAUCAAACAUCUUUUAGACAAACAACAAGGGCAGAAAAAUUUGAAUGUCGCAAUGAAGAGGUCUUUGGUUCACGUGUCAAGUCGCCAAUCUCCGUACCCAGGCACAAUAACACAACGCUUUCCAGUCUUCGACAAACAUGUGUCAUGGGAGGUGCCGUAUCUAGGAUACGACCCUGUGGUAUACACCGGUCCUCUAGAGGAAUUUGUGGAGGCCAUUCAACCCCUUGUGGACCCUGACUUCUUACAGAUCAGCCGGACAGUAGAGGAGAAAUUACUGAGUCGUGAGGACAUCCGCACCCAGCACCAGCCCAGUGCCCUGUACUGUCCAAUGUGGAAUGUGUCCGCUACACUGAAGAUCAACAAUGCCUUAGUGGAAAUAAACAGGGCCUCCUGGAUAACUCAGAAUAGCACGGCGUGUCGCUACAGCAUCGACAAGACCAACCUACCUCUAAACCCCAUGGGCAGGACUGGUAUCAGGGGACGGGGCAAGCUGUGGCGCUGGGGACCUAAUCACAGCGUGCUGGUGGUGCUCUCACGUUGGAAGGAGAAGUACAAACUUAACGGUACAGUAGCACCUGAACGUGACUACAUCAUCAUAGAGGGCAAACGUGUGCUAGAGAUGAUUGUCAUACAGAGGCUUGACACAGGUGAAUUCACGCUUCCAGGGGGGAACGACUACGGUAAUAUGUCCAUGUACAGCGCACUGUGUAAAAGGUUUCAGCAAUUUGUUCUAGACCAGGAAACAACAGCUAAAGAAAACAUGACGGAGCAAGACAUGAUCAAUUUUUUCUCCAAGUUCUCUGUGCCGGGGUCUGGCCCCAACACAGGGAUGACGUCUGGGGUGAUAUAUAAAGGUUACAUUGACGAUCCCUCCAACACUGACAAUGCCUGGCGAGAGGCCGAGGUCUGGAACCUCCACUACAGAGGUGGCAGUAUACUGGACGAUAUAGUUAAGGAGAAAGAAAAGAAGUGGAAGGAGGCGUCCUCCUACACAAAGCUGUAUGGCAACCAAGACAUGAUCGUGAAGGAGGCUGCUCUCCUACAUGGAGCUUACUACUAGUCUUAUGUACACACCUCUUUUGAUUGCCGCCAGGGUGACUCAGCUUUGGCCAAAACUCCCAAAAGACAUUCCUGUACACUAAACCUGACGAAGAAGAACCAUAUCUAGUCAUUGUGUCGUCUACUGGUUGUCGUUGUUGCUUCUUGUCUCGGUGUUUGGCGAUUCUUUAAAGCAAUAUGGUGCAGCUGCAAACUUAAGGGUGUAUACUGAUUGAUUGAUUGAUUGAUUGAUUGAUUGAUUGAUUGAUUGAUUGGUUGAUUGAUUGAUUGAUUGAUUGAUUGAUUGAUUGAUUGGUUUUACGUUCGCUUCACUUCCAAGUAGUUCAGUUAUCCAGCAGACGAAGAAAAGACGGGGAAAUGAUUAGAAGGGAUAAAGUAUGGAAGGAAGGAAUAGAAAAGGGAGACAGGAUGUAUACUAUCUAACUAUGACAUUUAUACUAACCUCCUUUCUAAAGAGUUCUACUACUUUAACUUAAUUCAUUAAUAUCACAUAUGAUAGUUAUAUAAGAAGGUGGAUUAUUACAUAGUGCUAAUUGGAAUAAAGGAGAUAAGUCUUGCACUUAUCACCUUAAUCUAUUAAAAGUAACAUAUACCGUUAAGGGAGAUAAGUCUAAUAAGUUUCUGUAAAAGGAAGCAUAUAUUAAAAAGAUAGAUACUUUCAUGUGUCUGUGCAGCACAUAUCCGAAUCAGAGAUAAUUCGAGCCAUAACUUUGCUAGUCUGAGUAAGGUAGCACAAAUGUACUAAUGGGUGAUAACAAGCACUAAUUUCAUGAAUCUGUAAAUGCAAAGGGAGAUAACCACAUGUAUCUAUGUGAGCUAGCAUUAUAUCCUGAAGGAAGAUAACUCUAAACACUAAUUGAAUGCAUCUGUGCUGGAUGGCGUAUAUAUUAUCAUAAGUGUUCUGACCUGUCAUCCUUGGUAACGCAUAGUUUAUUGAUGGUACACUAAUUCUGUAUCACGCAAAUCACUGCCUUGUCCCUGAGAACUCAAUCAGGUAAUUUUGAAGAAAAAAUGUACCCUUUUUUAUGUUAAAACAAAGAUAUAUAUUUGAGCUAAUAUUAAAUUAAAUUUUA